This is a messenger RNA of Daphnia magna, 2007 nucleotides long. RefSeq names its product protein Wnt-9a. Gene Ontology annotation, cellular component: extracellular region. The coding region runs from base 226 to 1902 and encodes 558 amino acids. NCBI's taxonomy places the organism in Eukaryota, Metazoa, Arthropoda, Branchiopoda, Diplostraca, Daphniidae. Gene Ontology annotation, molecular function: cytokine activity; frizzled binding. Gene Ontology annotation, biological process: multicellular organism development; canonical Wnt signaling pathway; neuron differentiation. The transcript is spliced from 7 exons. The record is from RefSeq and is a predicted model, not a curated record.
GCCCGGGAGAGGGUCAGUGGUUAACGAGGGGUACGGACUAGCUUUGACGUGCUUCCACAUGUGCAGUCGGCCCCUUCCAUAUUCUCAUACAGACACACAUAUAUAUAUGUUGCGCGUCUCACUCACUGUCCGGAUAGUGGAGUCCAGGUCAGACCGAUCGACGGACAAGAAUUUCAUCUAUCCACAAUCAUAUUGCAGAACUGACAGCGCGUUGAAGAAAAGCUGAUGCCAAUGGGUCGCUCCUUGUCGACGAUCGGCUAUUGCGCAUUUUUCCCGUGUCCGAAAGACUUCUGUCAGUGCUCCAACCGCAAGCGGAUGCUGGCUUCAUUGCUUCUCACUCUGCUCUUCUCCCGACAUUCGGUUUUCGCUGUUUCGUCAUCUUCGUCUUUUGGGAUCAGCGCACCGGCACCCUUGUCGGUGGAAGCGCUCAGUUUGCCGGAAGAUGUUGCUGGUUCGGCCCGGCCAAGUCAGCGGAACGUUAGCGAAUGGCAGUCACCGCCAAACGUAGCGAAUAAUGCCAACGGAGUGAUAGCUAAACAGCCAAAUAAUCAGCAGCAAUCAGCCGAUCUUUGCGAUCAACUUCACUUAACGCCACGUCAAAAACAAAUGUGUGUACAAGGAGGAGAUGGUCUUGCGGGGACACUUUUAGAAGCCAUCCGCAUGUCCGUGUACACAUGUCAGCAGCAAUUCGAGUACGAACGAUGGAACUGUACACUAAACGGCUUCUCGCGUAUACUCACGCUAAAAAAAGCGUACAAGGAAACGGCGGCAUUGUACGCGUUCUCGGCGGCUGGUGUCGCUCACGCAGUUGCACGCGCUUGUGCAGCCGGACGACUCCGCAAGUGCCAUUGUGCCGAGGCUGACAACGAGGUCGAAACGCGUCAGACUUGGAGGUGGGGUGGUUGCGGCGAUAAUCUCGCUUACGGUCGGUCGUUCGCAAUGAAAUUUCUAGACUCUGGUUCGACGGCCAAAGUGCGGCCAAGUGGCGGCGGAAAAUCGGACUCACGGCCCCACACCAAUCCCGACAGCAAACUCAACAAAAAGAAUAAAUCGAAAUCUAAGGAUGGCCUCCAAGCCGAGAUGGAGGCAGUUUCACGAGUGCUGAGAAGAUGGAGGCGCACCAUUACCUCCAAUACAGCUUUAGCGCAUUCCAGUCGGAUGAGAAAGGCGUCGUCGUCAAUGUCUGCCGAAACGGGCGGUGGAGGUAAUUUCGUCGCCAACGGUCCGCAUCCCAUAAACAAGAGCAAAGCUGGCGGCAAAAAGCAGAAGAAUGAAAGUCAACGCCAACGUAUCAAUCGCCACAACAACGCUGUCGGCAUGAAGGUGGUGGAGCAGCUGGUGAAACGAACGUGCAAAUGCCACGGUGUCAGUGGCUCGUGUUCGGUAAAGACGUGCUGGAAUCAAUUGGCUGUUUUCAGCGAAACGGCAGCUGUCAUCAAGAGCAAGUACGACAACGCCGUCCAGGUUAACGUCGAGAUCCGCGAAAAUUCGAGUCACUUGAAGAUGGAGUCUUCAACUUCGUCCAAGAAUCAGGAGAGCAAUCGCAUCCUUCCUCAGAGCCGGGCUAAAAAAGGAACGGAUCAAGUGGAUGAAGCGAUUGCAGCCGCUGCACUGGCGAGAAACGGCGGCAGCGGAUCGGUGAACGCGGCCGACCGAGUCGACCGGAAGGAGAUGAUCUAUCAGCAGAAAUCACCGGAUUUCUGCGUGGCCAAUCCGCUCGGUCCCGGAACGGUGGAUCGCCAAUGUUUGCGCGGCGAAAAUUGCGAUAUCCUUUGCUGCGGACGCGGCUACAACGUGCACCGGUUAACCGUCUCAGCGCCGUGCAAAUGUAAACUCGUCCUCUGCUGUCAAGUGGAAUGUCAAACAUGUUUAGUGGAGAAGACCAUCCACACUUGCAAAUGAUUCGGUGAUUGGGUGGGGCAUCAACAAUAUAAUUUAAAAAAAUUGAAUAUAUUUAAUCUUAUUUAUUGAAGCUUGCAGAAAUACAAGUAGGAUUUGGCAUACUUA